This is a messenger RNA of Scophthalmus maximus (turbot), 682 nucleotides long. Its product is annotated as lactoylglutathione lyase. Gene Ontology annotation, molecular function: metal ion binding; lactoylglutathione lyase activity. The record is from RefSeq and is a predicted model, not a curated record. NCBI's taxonomy places the organism in Eukaryota, Metazoa, Chordata, Actinopteri, Pleuronectiformes, Scophthalmidae. The transcript has 6 exons. The coding region runs from base 95 to 640 and encodes 181 amino acids.
GCAUCGCGGCCCAGGUGAAGCUGAGUCGUGUAGGUGUGUGUGUGUGUGUGUGUGUGUGUGUGUGUGUGUGUUGGUUCAGUGUGACCUGUGAGCCAUGGAGGGCGAAGGUCUGUCGGACGAGGCUGCGUCCGCCGCCUGUAAAGAAGGAGACCCCAUCACCAAGGACUACAUGAUGCAACAGACGAUGCUGAGGGUCAAAGAUCCGGCAAGAUCCCUGGACUUCUACACUCGUGUGCUGGGCUUGACGUUGUUGCAGAAGAUCGACUUCCCCUCGAUGCGCUUCACGCUCUACUUCCUGGGAUACGAGGACAAGUGCGACAUCCCGGGCGACGUCAGAGAGCGGACGGCCUGGACGUUCUCCCGCCGAGCCACGAUAGAGCUCACACAUAACUGGGGAUCGGAGUCCAAUAAAACUCUGUCGUACCACAACGGGAACAACAAGCCGCGAGGGUUCGGUCACAUUGGAAUCUCCGUCCCGGACGUGUCCGCCGCCUGCACAUUCUUUGAAGAACAAGGAGCGACGUUCGUCAAGAAGCCGAAGUCGGGCAAGAUGAAGGACCUGGCCUUCAUCCAGGACCCUGACGGCUACUGGAUCGAGAUUCUGAGUUGUAACAACAUGGUCUCCUUGAUGUCGCCUUAAUGUCGUCUAACAUCUGUUUUAUUAAAUAUAUAUAAAGAAGAA